AUGCUCCGUACCGCUGGGAGGAGCCUCGGAUUCCGCUUGACGACAUUCCGUGCACUGAGCACUGAAAAACCAAAACCACCGAAGAAAACUAAGGAAGAGAUCAUGAAGGAGAAGACUCCUCCGGGAAAGUUGGAUGAGGUGAUUGGUGGCCCAGCUGGUCCUGAACCAACUCGAUAUGGAGACUGGGAACGCAAAGGACGUGUCACCGACUUCUGA
Messenger RNA from Ostertagia ostertagi, 216 nucleotides. NCBI's taxonomy places the organism in Eukaryota, Metazoa, Nematoda, Chromadorea, Rhabditida, Trichostrongylidae. The record is from the annotation of a GenBank genome assembly.